This is a messenger RNA of Leptopilina boulardi, 1672 nucleotides long. RefSeq lists its product as uncharacterized. NCBI's taxonomy places the organism in Eukaryota, Metazoa, Arthropoda, Insecta, Hymenoptera, Figitidae. Gene Ontology annotation, molecular function: zinc ion binding; nucleic acid binding. The record is from RefSeq and is a predicted model, not a curated record. The coding region runs from base 223 to 1395 and encodes 390 amino acids. The transcript is spliced from 2 exons.
GAUCCGUCGCACGAAACACAUAUUAUAUCGCGGUUUAUAAUUUAACUCUUUAGUUUGUGUAUUGUAGAGAAUGGACUAUUUCAAAAUUAAUAAAUAUAUAUUCUGUUUAAUUAAUAUUGUGGCUUAGUUGUGUGCAUUCUCUUGGAUAAUUUCCAUACCACGGAUAGCAGGUCAAUUUGUCUAUUCAACUACAACAAUAGCGUCAUUUCUUGAUCGGUUAACAUGUCGACUCCAUGCAGUUCGUACGCCGGCAGCAUCAACAACACGGACAUACCAAUCCUGUGCCUGAAUGAUGUUUCAGAUCCUUCCCAAAGAGGGGAUACACCACUAGACAUUUCGGUGGAAACCUCUGGCCUGGUAGCCUUGAGGCGUGAACAUUUCGAGGGGCUACUUUCAAAACAGCAAGCCCUAAUGAAAACAGUCGCAGAACAAAGUGAUACAAUCCGUUCGUUACGCCGUCAGGUCGACGCGGGUAAGGCAACACAGAGUCGAGACAAUACAUCGAGCGAUAUUACUGACUUAUAUCGCAAGCUGCUCGAUUCCGUACAAAGGGAGCGCGAAUUAUCUAACUCCCUAGUUGCAGCCCAGAAGGAGUUGGCCGAAUACAAGGUAGAGAACAAAUCAAUGAAGGCGGACCUUGAGUCGUACGAUUACGACUACAAAAGUCUAUCCAACGAUUAUACCGCGGUCGAAAUACUGAAUAAGAGAUUCAAAGAGCUCUUUUCCAAAAAGAUGUCGGAAGUCUUCCUUGCCCAGGCGGAACUACGGGAGCCGAGACUACGCCCGAAAGCAUCCGAGGGGUGCCUAAACUGCGGUCAACAGGGUCACAGUUUCAGAUUGUGCAAGCAGCCGUACACAGGGAAGUACUGCCAAAAGUGCGCCAUCGAAGGGUUUUCCACGGCAGACUGCCCAUGGCCCCAUUAUGCCAUGGUCAGAUACCAGGUUCCGGAAAGUAACCGAUGCAAGCAUUGCUGGAGACCGCGAAACUUUCCUGACGUCAAUUGUUACGAGUGUAGAAGACGUUUAAUCUCUUCUAACACCUUCGCGCGGAAUAAGACUGCCCAGGAAUUGGAGAGCAGACCAGUCCCAAAAGCUCAUAACAAUCCACAACCAUCCAGUAGCCAAGGUGCCAUAAAAAAACAGAAAGCGCUACCAGCUCCAUCCAAAGGACCUCUUUCUCUAGAAACCGCGGUUGUAAAACUGCCAGAUAAAUUGGAUGCUGUAACUGUCAGCGAAACGCUCAAGGCCGAGGUCCAUACUAAAGAGACCUCAGAGGAAUCCCCAAGGUCAGCCCUAUCCCCAUUCGACUCCGACAACGACAACGCGGAAUAUUGGGAAACACUCACCGAAGUGAUUCAUCUUGGGAUCAAGAAGGAAAAAAAAAAUGAUCUGUGAUCCGCGGUCUGUUCAUUCGUCGAACUCAAAAAAAAAAAAAACACUUUUCUAUAUUUUGUUUAAAAUUUUUCAAAUUUAUCUUCGCGCCGUUGCGCUGUUCAUUAUUUCAUUUCUAUAUGCUAAUUGUUAUAUUUCCGCGCCGUUGCGCUAUUCAAUUAUCUACCUCAAUGUUAGACACUAUAUUUCUGCGCCGUUGCGCUACGAAGAACCUUUUUCUAUUUUUAAUUUACUUUUUAUGUUUUGAAUAUUAUUGACAAACAGCUAAAAAAAAAAAAAA